AUGGACGACGCAAUAGAAUUGUUGGAAAGCCGCCCGUUGGUGGGCUUUCAAAUGGAUGGAUCGCACCUCCACAGCAUCCUGAAGAAGGUCAUCCAAGAGCAGCAGCAGCAGGCGCAGUUCCAGCGCCAAAUGGGUCUUCGCCUCUCCGAUUUGGAGGAGGAGUUGCGCAGCAUGAAUAUGCGUCAGAAGGAACUUGAAAAGGCUCUUGGGAGUGCGAACCCCGACACGCUUCGAAAGAUGCGUCAGGAGCUUGAGUACUUGGAUGAGGGUUUAGGGAAUCUGGCGCGUGACGUCAAGGAAACCCGGAGUUUGGGUGAAAAAGCGACACGGGCGGCUGAGGAUGCGGGUCGUGGGGUUCAAAGUAUGGGUCGGGAGCUGGGGGCCAUGCGGGGGCGGCAAGACCAAUUUCAGCAGAAUCUGGACGAGCUGGCCCAGGAAAACAGGCAGCUGGGCGACGCCGUCAACGCGGUCGAGCGUGAGCUGUCGCAGCAGGCACAAAAUCUAAUCCAUGAUCUUGAGCAGAUCAACAGCCGUGAAAACGUGCAAAAGCUUCGUGACAUGUUAGAUGAGCUCUGUGAACGCACUGACAAGAACUUCCGCAGCGUGGAGGAGAGUGCCCGUGCCGUGGACGCGGAGCUCAUCCGCCACCGGUCGGAUAUUAAUGGUCUUCAAGCUGACGUUGGAUCUCUUGAUGACCAGGUGCGACAGCAUUUCUCAAACAUCACUAAGGACGUUGACGCAAGGUGCCAGAUGAUUCUUGACACACUACGCGAGCAAGAGAGGAGCUCGUUGGAGAUUGAAGAACACAUGGUGGCCGCAGGACAGGCGCUGGCACGCAGAAAAGCGCUCAAGGAAUCACACAGCGCGUCCGGAGCACGCGCGCACGACUCCUUUGGAACACGAAGAAAUGGAUGGUAG
Trypanosoma rangeli is the source of this 918-nucleotide messenger RNA. RefSeq lists its product as uncharacterized. The transcript has a single exon. The record is from RefSeq and is a predicted model, not a curated record. Lineage: Eukaryota; Euglenozoa; Kinetoplastea; Trypanosomatida; Trypanosomatidae. Bases 1 to 918 code for a protein of 305 amino acids.